AUUUAUACAUUUUUUAUCAAUUCUUACUGUUAAGGUAAGUAAUAUCUUAAGAUCACAUUUGCUUGUUUUGUUUACAUGAGUGUUUAAUGAACCUUAGUUAAUAUAGUUUUUUUUUUGCUUGUACAUUAAAGGGUUAUACUAAGAUUUAUCAGAGCUUCUAUUACAAGUACACCGGGUACUUCUGUGCCCAAUUGCAGUAAUAAUAAUAAUAAUAAUAAUAAUAAUAAUAAUAAUAAUAAUAAUAAAAAUAUAAAUAAAGUGUAGAUCUCUCACAAUUUGGUGUAUGGUAUACAACACUAUUCAACAAAUGCAACUUGUUUAAUGUAAAGUGGCCAUGGUCAUUGAAUGGUCAGAUUAGUAGCCUCCAAUGUGGGUUUGAUUCCCUGUGGGUGUGCAGUUGGAUUUUUUAGAAGUGGUAAAUGUCACAGAAUUUGCUGUGGACCGACCAGCCCAUGGUUUAUCUCUGGGAACAUCAAUGCUUUUUUUAGUGCACCAUUCUUAUUACCUCUUAUCCAUGUCAUAUUGUACUCAAUGUCGAUAAGAUGUUAAGCCCUGAUUCAUUCAGUUCUGCACCACGUUUUUAGAUUGCUCUUUAUAAUUUAAUGUAAUAAUGUAAUGACUUUACUUUAUUAUACUUCACAAAAUAUUUAUAGGUGUUAAACUGUAAUUAGUUGAAGUUAUUCUUGAGAUAUGUUAUAAUUGUUGUGGUGUAAUUUAUGAUCCCAAUAAAACAAUGUUAAACAGUCUCUUAGACUUAAAAACAUAUAUUUAUUAAACAAUAAAAAACUUAAGUCAUUCAAUCACAUUGUGCUUUCUUGUGAAUUUAAUUGUUUAGAUUUAUUACACUCUUUUUACAGCCAUCAUGCAGUGUAGAAAACCAGCAUCACAAAUUAUUCUGGAGGGACAUCGCCCCAGAUGUUCCUCGUAUGGUAAUGAUCCAGUCUUAACAGAGCCAUGCUACGAGGAAAUUGUAGACCACAGGGACUACACCCUUAGCAUAGAUGACUCACAACCAAGUGUUAUACAUACUCAACCAACAACCCAGGAUGUGAGUGGCACCAGUGUAGGAGACACUCCACCUACAGCAAAGAAAUUCAAGGGAAAUGUAAAAAAAGUUGGUUCUUUGUCUCAAUCUGACCAAGCACUCCAGAGCAUUGUUAAAAUUCUGGAAACACCAACCUCCGCAACUCAAGGGUUUGCUACUUAUGUGUGUGGAGUUUUGGAUGGAUUGAAGGACAAAGUUAUUCGUAUCCAAACAAUGAAAAAAAUCUAUAAAGUUUUAGCACCCAAAGAAAAUUAUUACAGUAUAAAUGUUUUUUGAAUAAUAAUUUACCUAUCCUAUUUUUUUUUACUAACAUAUGUUAGAAUUUGUUCUAUACAGACUUUAAACAAAAUGUGAUUCAUUAAAUAUUACCUGGCUUAACCAUUUUAUAAAUUGAAGACUUGGUGUUCCUCAGACACACAUACACAAAAAUUAUAAUUUUCAUUUGACAUUCUAGAACAAACAGUUGUAGAAUCAAUAAAAGUUCUAGUUUAUACUAUUAAGAUCAUUGUAUAAUUUCUUCUUAAACAUGUGUGUACGAGAUGGUUGUCAUUGAAAAGAAGCUUAUCACGGGUUUUUGAAGAAUGGGAGCCUUUAGUUAGCUUCUUUAAAGAAGAAAUCAAGCAACAGAAGACUUCAGAUAAUGUUGACCUUUCUUCUUUUCUAAUACCAAAACGGAACAUCAAAAAGAAGACUGAAGAACAAGAACUUGCCAAUGGUAAGGUUAACUGUAAACCAUAUCUCACAAGAAAUACUCAAGAAGGCAGCACCAUUGUCAAGAAAGUUAAACUAGAAACUGGAACCAUUUCUAAAAUGACAGCUCAAGAAAACGGAACAAGUAAAUUGAAACCACUAUCAAGUUUAGGGCCGAAUUCCAGUAGCAAAAGAGAUGUCACCAAAUGUAAAACUGUUGUUCCCAAGAGUAUAAAGGCUGUAGGAAUGAAAAAUAGUAUCUUGAGCCGAGAAGAAAAUUUGUUUUUAAGCUGUAAUUUAAAUAAGGCAUUUUGUUUAUUUGUACUUCAUAUUAUUCCAGGCUUUGAGAAAAUCAACAUAUUACUUCAGAGGGCAGAACCACAAAUACAUAUUUUGAAAGAAUUGCUAGAAAGUUUACUGAAAGAUCUUUUAACAAAAUUUGUUAAACCAUCUGUUCUAAAGAGUGAUGUUUCAGCACAGAACCUGGAUUAUCAUUAUUUUCAAAAUCAGAAAAAUGAUGAGGAUUUGAUCAUUGAAAGUAAAACAUUUCAAUUGGUAAACACCCUUGAAGAGCACAAGAAGAGAGAGUUUUUUUUUGGUGUUAGGAAGUACCUAGUAGCAGCUUGCGAUUACAUUGUGAAUAAGUUUCCACUUUUAAUGAAGUGCUUAAACAUGCAGAGGUUGCCAGGUUAAGCACUAUUGAAAAAUCCAGCUUCACAUCAGUUCGGUACUUUGUAAAUAUGUUUCCCUUCAUUCUGCCCUUAAAGCCAGGUGAAUCAUUUGAUACGGCCAUGGAGGAUGAAGCUCAGCAGCAGUUUGCAAACUUGCAGGUAGAUGACCUCUCAAGCUUUGUAUCAGAAGAUGACAGCAUUGAUAAGAAAUGGUCCAAGUUAGCUGAAGUUUGUGGUGUGGAUGGGGUGCUAAAAUAUGAUAAAAUAGCAAGUGUUAUGUUGGCUGUUCUUGUUAUCCCUCACAGCAAUGCGGAAUGUGAGAGGAUAUUCAGUCUAAUUUAGGUCAUCUAUGUCUCACAAAUCAGUGGAAAGUCUGUGUGCACUGAAAUGCAAGGUUUCAAAAAUAGCUUGUUUUGAAGAAAAUUUUCAGUUGACUUUCUUAAAAAAAGCCAAGAAAACAACUGCAGCUUCACUUAACAACAGUGUUUCUACUUAAGGUGUGUUAAAUUAAUAACAAUUUUAUUGAAUAAUGGGACAGAUAUAAUUUAAACUAUUUGUUUUUUAAAUUUCAUUUGUGACUGUGUUGUAAAUAAUAUGUAGGAAAUAAAGAGAACCAGAAUUUUUACAUAGGACUUACCUUAAGAUACAAUUGCAGGGAAGGUAAGACCUAUUAUUGUGUUACUAUUUAAUCACUUUGCUUGCUUUACAUCUGGUUUUUAAUAUUUAUUGUAAAUAAGUUAAUUGGGUUUCGUUUAUAGUGUAAGGAAAUGGGUCUCAAUAGGAGAAAUGUGCUUGAAGUACAUCAACCAAUUGAGUGAAAAAUAAUCGCGUCCAGUUUACGCUAAAAUUUAUUAUAUUGUAAAGUUUUACUGGUGAGGAGUUUGGAAAGUUGGCAGGUAUGCACUAAUAUGUUUAUUAUCAAGAAAGUUCAAAGUAGGUUUCUUUUUUGCCCUCUAGUUGUUUAGUGGUGGUUAACAAACAAGACAGUUAAAACUCUAGACCUCUAGGCUUGAGUGAGUCAUAACAAAAUUAAUUGUUGAUAUUUAUUAAGUACUUCAGUUACUGUUUUGCUAUAUAAUAAGUGUUUACAUACAAUUGUCUCCCUUUGUAUUUUUUUAUCAAAGAAACAUUUAAUGCAGACUUAUGAAAAUUACAAUAGUUUAGAUUCUUAAUGUCACAAAUAAGCUGGUAAUAUUAGCUUGCAUGUAGGAGUCAGUUUCAUCUAAUAAAAAUUGGAAACAAUUUCAAGGAAUAUGGCUUGUCAUGUUAAUAAAUAGAAUUAAUAAUGAUAAAAACAAUGUAUUAGGGCAAAUUUUAAAUCAACAAACAAACCUGACUGAUACAACUAAAUUUCUAGGUCUAAUAGUUGACAAAAGUCUCACAUGAAAAGAGCACAUUGAACAAACAGUAAUGAAAUUAAGUAAAUCAUUUUAUGCACUUUGUACUGCAACAUGUUAUUUGUUUUGACAGAUUAAUUAUUAUUAUUUACAAUUUAUUUAUUGUUUGCUCUAUGUCUAAUAUGUUAUUUAUUUUCAGAAACGGUAAAUUAUUUUUAUGUAUAUCUAUGAGAAAGUGACUCUAUGGACUUAUUCGGACAAUUUGAAUUAUGUAUUGUUAAGACCCCUCUAAGGACUAAUUGAACUUUAAGACGGUAAACGGUAAAGUUAACGCCGUUAUUUUGUAAUAUAAAUUAUUAUUUUAAUAUUUCACGUGAAAUUUUGUAAUCCACGCUAUUGUUGCGUGCGGAUUUCACGUUUUAUUAAGUAUUUAAUGUAACUGAUUUUGGUUUUCGGCCAAUCACGGGCCGCCAUUUGAAAGUUAAGUUAACUGGCUUAAUUUAAGAAGCUAGAAAAGGGAGUUCUAUAAUGGCCAGCUAAGGAAGCUGAAGCUUGUGACGUCGACGGUAAUAAAUCCUACAAUUUAGCUAAUUAGCGGUAGGCAUCCCGAACCGAGGAUGAUUAAUUAUGUAAUCUAGGGAGUCUAGAACAUAAUUUAGGAUUUAUCUAAAAAAGAUAAAUGACCUAGGAGUGUAAAACGUGAGUAAUUAAAAGUGCCAAAAAUUUGUUUCCUCCACUUAUGCACAUCGUCACGUAACUCUCGUUUUCCAUCACAUCGCCGUCAAAAACUAUUGUAAACAUUGAUAUUGUGAAGUAAUUUGACAUUAUCUACAAUAUAAACAAUAUUUUGAUACAAAUUCAAUUUUUUAUACACACUAUUUCAUCAACUCAGAGGUCCUACAGAUUGAGAGACUCUGAGCUCUACCGACUAUAUUUCAAACCUUACUAGCCGAGGAAAUUAAUUAAGAUCCCUGAAAACAUAUAAUAAAACUGUGUAUUUUCGACGACCCCAAAUAAAGACUUUUGUUUAAGAAUUAAAUGUGCGCAUCAUAACUCCUGAUGGUUGGAAUUCAUGUGUGAUCUGUGAUGCCAAGUACCAGUUAGGUUUUUAAUAUAAUUAGUAACUAAAUAAAUAUAAUUAAUAAGGGUAAAUUUGGAACUCAUUUUUCGUCUCAAUAAAUAACUAUAUAUUUUAUUUAUGAGUGUUGUGUUAUGUCAUUUCUAAUUUCAUUUGCCCUAGUGUAUGUCUAUGGAUAUUUGUACCUUUAUUUAAUUAAUACCUAACUGUGGCCUACAGAAAAUCAUCACAUACCAUUGGAGAGCUACAUAAAUAAUAUCGAUUUUUCACAGUUCAACACAGCCCAACGUGUUAUGUAUUUUAGUCUCCAUAGAGGUGGGGCCUACAUACUGCACAGAUCUAUUUGAAGGCCUACACAAGUAUAUCAUUUUAAGCAGUACAUUAGAUAAGGAAUCCUUACGUACUGCGUAUUUUAUUUAUUUCACUCUAGUAUGACUUAUGGGAUUGAAGUGUGGGGAAAUAGAAGUUUCAGUGUGAAAAUCUUCAGAUAGCAAAAAAAGGCUAUUCAAAUUAUUUGUAAUAAGAAACCAAAUUCCACCUGUUAACAAUGUUUUCGUCAACUAAAACUUUUAUCUUAUUACUCUGAAUAUGGAACACUUUAGAGAAACCAAUGCUAUUGAUCAUUAUGAAACAAGGAAUCAAUAUAAACUUAAACCUAAGUGCCAUAAAACUACACUAUUUGCAAAGGGAAUUCAACAUAAAGGAAUUACACUCUUUGAUAAGUUACCUAAAACCAUACUACUUUUAAAUAAUCAUAUUAAAUUUAAGAAAGAACUUAGAAAUUUUAUAAUUAUUAAAAACAGGCCUUCUGAUAUUAUCGUAUUCAUGUGUAUUUUGUUUUGUUAAACAGAUAUACAAGAAAUUUAAAAUAUAAGAAACUUUUUUCUGUAAUUUUAAUUAGUAUUUCAUAUUUGCCAACUUGUACGAUUUUCCCGUAAUUUGUACGGAAAAUAAUUCAUAUUACGAUUGUACGGAAAUUCGGAACAUCUUACGAUUUUUGUCUGUUCAAAAAUGCAGUAUAAUAUUUUAGUGCCCAUAUAAAUGUACCGUUUGAGCAGCAUUUGUUAUUGUUUAACAUAAUAUGAGAAUAAUGGAGUCAGAGAAAAAUUGUUCCGAAAAGAAAGUAAUUUUUGUAAGUUCGUUGGUACACAGCAGGCUGGAUGGAAACUGAUCUUGCUAAUCUUUUGUGCGGAAGUCAUGAAAGUAAUUUUUUUGAAAUUUGUUGGUACACAGUAGGUUGGCUGGAGACGAGUGAUAACGACUUAACCGUUUAUGUACGAGUGCUGUAAAUAUUUUAUAAGUUAGCGCUUGUACGAAACGUAAGAUAAUAUGAUUUCAUAAUGGCUACGAGUAGUAAAAAACAAUAUGGACAGGUGUUUCGGUCAUCUUACUCAGAAUUAUUUCCUUUCAUUACUAAGAGUGAAAAAGGCUCUAAUUUUGCGUUUUGUAGUAUUUGUCGUUGCAACAUUAAUGUUUCCCAUGGCUGCAAGCACGAUAUUAUAUUUCUGAAACUAGAUUGGUCAAUUACUUUGAUAUUGCCUUAUAAAACACUUGUAAUUAAUUUUCUUGGCAAAUAAUUAUGUACUAAAUCUAAACAAGCGUAAUUCGGUCCUAUUGCAUCUCUGCAUGUUUAUUUCUAAAAGUUACACUCUGUAAAUACUUAACCUUCUUUAAGCUUUCAAUUGCAAAGAAAGGCUAAUAUUCUUGUUAAGGAGCCUGAUAUUAUCUGGUUUGUACCAUGUUAACCAUAUUAAAUAUAUUGCCAGAAUUGAAUCACUUUCGUGAGCAUUUUGUUUGGUUUUAAGUUACCAUGCGCAUGUAUAAAACGUACCUAUAUUUUAAAAACAUACAGGCCUCUAACCCAGGUGUGAAUACAUUUAAUUACACUUUUGACACAUAGGUCAGGAAGGUUCUGUUAUGAAAUUAAUCUAGUGUUCAUGUUCGUUACUAAAUUUUUUUUCUCUUGUAGGCCUGACUAAAUCCUACAUUGGGGUCAUUCCAUGUCAAAUCAACACACUUUUAAUAAAAUUUUUACCUCACCAUCUCAGAUUUUGAUGAAAUUUUGCACAGAUGUUACCUCCAUACAGACUAACAAAAAUAUAAAAUUUUAGAAUGAUAUAUCCAUCCGUUUUGAAAAUAUUGCUUUGUAAAUUUUCAAAAAAACACUCAAAAAUGCAUAACAGGCAUAGUUUAAAAUUACAAUAACUCUUCUCCAAAUUAAGUUAGAAAGGUGAGACAGGUGUCAUUUUGAAGCAUUUGGUAUGGCCUUCCAUGUGAUAUGUAACACAAUAAUGCCUAGGAAAAAAAAAUUUCAAAAAAUUCUAUAAAAUGUUUUGUACUAAUAUUAGUCUACAAAGUUUCAAAGUGGAGAGUUAAUGGGUUCGUAGUAAAGUUAAUUAGUAUUUGUAAUCAUAUAUAUACUUUACUUUACCCAAUUAUGAUAUUUAACCAUUUUUAUAAUUAUAAUAAGUUAUGUUGAAAGUAUAAACACAUAAAAUUGAUUAAAAAUCACUAAUAACACAAUUGUAAUUAAUUCUAGUGCUAUACUUUGCUUGUCUCUGAUACAUUAUUUCAAAGAUUAGUUCAGACAAGCACCCAGCUACUGGGGAUUCCCCUCAAUUUGCUUUGGGAUUUCCCUAGCUUUGGGAUUCCCCUUACUUUGGGAUUCUCCUUGCAUUGCCUUGGGAUUCCCUUAGCUCUGUGAUACCCUUGCUUUGCCCUGGGAUUACCCCCUAGCUCUUACAGAAUACUGUACAGUAGUGGUUUCAGCUAGUUUAUGCUAGGAGUCGGUAUUGUUCUGAUGUAGUAUCAAAGUUGUUAGUUAGGAGAAGUAUUAGUGCUACACCUAUAUAAAAAGUGACCAUUUGAUCUAUAUUAUUAGUGGAGUUUAUGCAUUCUGAAUUGAGAAUGUUGAUAUUUAUUUUUAAAAAGGUAAUGUGUUCAUCAUGAUAGUGACUGAUGUUACCAUGUUGGUAACUGCCUCAACCGUGUGUUAUUACAUGCUGGUCAUAAUAUUUAAUUGUUUGAUAUUUAUUUAAUUUCUUUUUAUAUUUAAUUUAUUUUAUUUUUGGUACUUAAUUGGUAAAUUUAAUAAUUCCUUGAACUAUUCUGAAAUUGCACUGUCGAGCUAGCAAGUGUUAAGUUGGUACACUAAACUGCACGCUUUCGGUAAUGUUCGGGCCGAGCCGAAGAUUUCCGAGUGGAAUGCUCCGAGUGAAGGCCGCGAGGAACAGGACUGCUCGAUUUGACGCCGGAGUGGACGGACCGCAAGGGGCGGCUGCCUACGCUGAACGAGUGUGGAGGUUUCGCCAGUCAGGGCGCGUUGGAGAGACGCGAGGCGAUGGACAUCGCUGGUGCCCCGGGGUGGUUAAGUGCCACGGCAGCGGCGGACGUGCUGCAACUCUGAAAGUAAGACUAGAGACCCUUAUUUAUUUUCUGGUGAUGGUUCGCCUGCACGGAAGGUGGAAAAAGAAAAUUACAAUUUGACUUAUUGCUACGUGAAACGAUCGUGACUGCGACUAACGUCAUGUGCUAACGUGAUUAAUACUAUCAACAAAUUAUAAUUACUUCUGAAUAAACGUGCUCGGUAUAGCUCGAUAUAUUGGUGCAAUAACAAUGUGGAAAAUACAGUUUGGUAAAAAUUGCCGUAUAGACUUUUUGUUAGAACUUUCAUAAUAAUAGUUCCUUUUUUUUAGUAAAUCCAUGUGCAUGGUGCUGUUGCUAUUAUAUACCCUGUAUCACUUAUUAAUUUUUCAUGUCAGUGCUAAAUAUAUAUUAUUAUUGUACGGCGUCAUCACUCGCGGUGAUAGUAUUGCAUUAAAUUCAUACACCGUACGUCUGUAUGAGCCUUACUUUACUUGUGGAGCCCCAUCGACCCUCUUCUAUUUGUUGCUUAUAGAAUAAUUUUUUAUUGAAUCCCAUACACACAUGAUGGGGAAAGGGUACAUAUAAGACAUUUUUCUCUUUUUCUUUUGCUUCCCUGUGGCGGUGUGUGUGGAAGGUUUUUCGUACACCCCGGUAGCGAUCAAGGUCAUUGAGAUUGCUGAAGGCAGGGGUUGCACUGAAACCCUAUGAAAAGGUGGGCAGUUUACGGUAAGAAAUGGCCCUCAGUGAAUCAUUUUUGAAGUUACAGUGUUUUAAUCCAUUAAAAAAAAGAAACCACAACAUUAGGGAAAAAAGAAAAUUAAGGAAUGUUACUAGUUGGAUGUGCAGUUUGUUUUCUGGAUUGCCAAAGGGAGCAAAAAUUUGUGAUAGCUGUGGAAUAUAAAUUACAACAUUACAAACUGCUGCUGCUUCUUCUUCUUCUACUCACCAGGAUAACGAAUCAAGUUCAGAUUCUGAUAAAGAUCCCAGUUUUUCUGCAUCCUCAGAGGUGAUUGGUUCAUUAAAUAUUUCACUACAAGGGCUAGGAGAAUCUCCUAUUAAUAGGAAAAAAAUUAAAAUCAAAAAGUUAUUCAACCAGAAAAAUUAAAACAAUUGACUCUACAAUCAAAAGGAAACUUUUUGAGUUGCCAGAUAAUUUCUCUGAGGAUGAUGAUGAAGAUUUAGAGGAAUCAGUUUUGCAAAACCUCAAAGGCAAUUUCUUGAGUUCUACUAGUAGGAGCAAGAAGUUAAUGAAAUUAACCUAUUUUCCACCAAAUCGGGGAGUUAGAAAAAUAAUGUGAUAGUUUGAUGCGCCAAACUACAUGGUACGACAAUCAAAAAAACUCUUGGCUAAAAAAGGAAUGUUAGAAAGUCUUAACUCCAAACCAGGCAAACACCUCUCAGAAGAUGUAGUUGAAGCUGUCCAUUUAUUUUAUGAAAAUGAUGAAGUCAGUAGAGCGAUGCCUGGUGUUAAAGACUGCAUAACAGUCAGUGAACCUAAUAAAAAUAAAUCAAAAAUAUCAAAAAGACUUAAUUUGUGCAAUAGUCCAGUCAAUGAAAAGUUGUAGAGGGAAAUGAAAGGAACACAAUUUUUUACUUCGGGACUUUGUUUGGACUAGUAAGGAGGUAAACAUACUAAAAGUCCCAACUUCUGGGUGGUGAGCGGGAGGGAGGGGGGCAUGUAGAAGGUCCCUUUUUUCGGUUUUUCUCUUAUAUCUCGGAAACUAUACGCUCUAGUGAAAAGACCAAUCUAUACUAAAAUAAAGCUGAGAAAAUUUUCCACAAAAUUUAUUAGUUUCAAUUUUUCUCUAUCUCGCAUAGUUUAUGAGAUAUUUGCGUUCAAAUAUGCUAAUUUUUAGGGGGGAAAUGUUUUUUCUUACGUUUUUUGCCCUAUUUGACUAGAUAACCUUUUAUCCGUUCGUCGUACGUAAAGGUCAUGCAGAAAGAAAAUUGUAGAUAGUUAAAUUUUCUUUAAGAAAAACAAAACAUUUUUAUUUUAUCUUCAAUCAUUGUAAUCUGUGCAAAAUUUCAUCAAAACCUGAGAUGGUGAGGUAAAAUGGGUGUGUUGAUUUGACAUGACCCAUUGUUACCAUUAAAACCAAUUUUAUCACGACUGGGUUUACAGUUUCACACCCCCCCCCCCCCCCCUUCUGUAGUUUUAUACACAGUUCAACAUUAAUUACAUAUCACCUCAAAAUGCUGAAUUACAUGGUACACAAAUAGGCCAAAAUUGCAUUUUAUAAUAGAUUCUCACUUAUACAAUGGGCCUUAAAUGUUGGCCAGUGCAUAAAGCUGGCUUCGUAAGGAGGUGGGACGGAGAGUUUCACCACAAACUACGUGGCGUUCCUACAGACCAUGACGUCUUUCUGCACACUGCAAGCCCGACCAAACCCCUGCUUGGCGCAGUAGCAGUGUAGCCAUACAGACUGUACAUAAACAUUUUGAGAAGCGAGAACAUGUUUAUACUUUACAAACUACUCAGUGAAAUUGCACUGUUGCUCUGCAUUGCCUGUCGCCACUUCUCAGAAUUUUUUUUUUGCAGAAUAAGAAGUAUGUUGAAGGUUGGGAUAUAAUGUAGGCUAACAGAGACACAUAAUCAACACUGUUAAUAUUUGUUGAACUAUUCAGAUUUUUAAUCAGAAUAUAGAUAACUAAAGCAGAAUAAUUAAAUAUAGCAGUUUUUGCCUAAGUCAUGAGCAUACAUUUAGCCAGACGGAUCAAUAAUUCUGUGUACUCUGUUUUGCAAAAAUCUGGCUUCUGGGAGCCCUAGUAGAUCAAGCUGUAAAAACGACUGUCCAAAAGUUGGCAAAAACAGUUAACCAUGAUCACUCUGAUUUUUGAUAUGAAACCUAUUUCAAUGAAUGAAUUAAUGAAUGUCCCAUUUAUGUGCCAUACUUUCUGAAAAAAGGAAAGGGGAAAUUGAAUUUGCUGUAAAUAAAAAAUGUAUCUUCAGACAUGUUAUACCAAUAUAUUUAAAUUUCAUUUCAAGAUCAUAAAUUAAAAAGUUAACUGUUCACAAGACACAAAACCUAAACCCAUGUUUACUGGUGCCAAUAAAAUCUGCAAAUAUAGUUGUCUUGUUUUCCUAUAUUUACAAAAUUAAUGUUAAAAUUAUAUUUCAACAAUCAAAAACAACACUGUUACAACAAACUUAUGCUGUAUCAAGGGCGUCACCAGGGGGUGGGGCAGUUGCCCCCUCCUAGAGCCCUAGAGAUUCAAAAAAAAGUAGCCAAAUGCAAAAAAAAAUACAUACUUUUCCCACAACUUGCCCUCCCUCCCUAGGCCAUUGGCUGGCAACGCCUUUGUGCUGUAUAAUAGUGUAAAGAUGUACCAAGGUAAUUUUUCCAGUUGUUACGGUUUCACCCACUCAUUUUUGUCGUGCUGUAGUGCCAUAACUGUCACAGGGUAUACUGAAAGCUCCAAAGUCAGGGUUGACCUACUUGGGCCAGAUUAUUUUCAAUUGCAGAAUAUAUUUCACGCAAAGGUAACCUGAAUAGGCUAUUUAUGUGUAUUACUAGUUUACUUGAUUCAACCAACAUAAUUUACUCUACUAAUUAGUUUAUUACAUCUGCCAGAUCAUUUCAGAGUACAAUUUUUUACAAAUAUAUUGGACAAGUGAAUUUUAUAAAUUAAAUAUCAUGAUGAGAAAAAAUCAACCAAUAUAAUAUAAAUAAAUGUUUAAACUCUUCAGCGGCGAGAAGAAGAAAAGUUUUCUAGUCUAUUGCGAGUGGUAAUACAGUUCACUCAAUGCAAUGAGUAAUUGUGUUGUAUUUACUCAAUGAAUUAUUAGGGACAGUAGUAAAGAGUCAGGUAGGAAAAAAAUUAUGAAAGGUGUAACAAAAAUGAUUAUCAUCACCAAAUUAUAGCAUACAUGAACACCAUCAAAUGAAAUACAUACAUAACAAAUGAUCACAAGUCUGUAUACCCUUACAAUGCAGAGGUAAAAAUAUUACAUAGUCUACCUACUUAAGCAUUUAGCUGAAUGUUGUAAAGUGCAGUAAUACAUGAAACAUUUUAAUAACACAAUAAUUCAAGAAAACACCCUCAACAAUAACAUAUUACUAUUACUGGACACCACACUCAUCAUUGAAGUUAUAGAAUGUUAUGUAAUAAAGAAUUUUAUAAAUAAGACCAGUCUUCUUAUACUUUGUACACUGUUAUUAAUGUGUAUGAAAUCCCUUAUUCUAUCAUACAUUUAUCAAUAGCCACAUAGGUAGUUCAUGCAAGUAUGUUUCAUUAUCACUAGUGUUUGGCACAGGGUUAUAAUCAAUUAAUCCAAAAAUAUCUAUUCAUAAUACAUCCAUCAGAAAAGAGAUCAUCACAAUGCUGGGGCAGCAUGUAUUAGCAAUAUAAAAAUACAGCAGAGGGACUAACUGGUUCACACAACUAAACAACCAAAGAAAACAAGUGAAGUAAUUAACCAUAGCCUUAUGCAACUAUUUCACCAAAUAACCUAACUGAUCCAGGAAAUCAUUGAAAAGUGAAAUCAAGUUGACCAUUAUAUUAAAUGUGUACUCUACAUCAUGAAUCCUACAUAUAACCUUGAGCCAACCCACUCAGUAAACCUACAAAGAUGACUGAAAAUAUAUUUGCUACACAAAGUCAUGGACUGGUUGUCACUGAUGUUUCAGGAUCUUUAUUUUACGCAAGUCUGCGUUCCGUUUGUAAAAUUUCCCGAAUUCUCUGUUUUUUCUCGUGCACCACCACCGUAUGCAAACAAGCAUUACCGAGGUCAAAAUUGCACUUCUGACAUUUUCAUGAUGUAGAGGACAUACAGACACCAACCAAUCCUAAUCAAAGUUCUUCAAUACAAACAAGAGAGUGUACUGCACACAACUCUUGUGUGCAACCUGUGGAAUGACUUUCUCUAGAACUUCCACAAUACUCCCAACACAGUGUAUCAUUGCUUCUGAUGGGUAUGUCAACCCAGAAUUUCUUUCAGAAAACUCUUUAAAAAUAAUACCAUUGUGGACAUCUACAUUUGAACUAGAACUUCCACAAUACUCCCAACACAGUGUAUCAUUGCUUCUGAUGGGUAUGUCAACCCAUAAUUUCUUUCAGAAAACUCUUUAAAAAUAAUACCAUUGUGGACAUCUACAUUUGGGUUUGUUGCCAACAAUGCUAAUUUACAAUUCGAACAUGUAGUACCAAUAACAAUUCUCCUGGCAAUACUCCCACAGACAUACGCCAGAGAAAAAAUACCUGUGCCCAAAUCAGAAAAGCUUGUGUCUUCUGCUGCAACAAAGGUUGGUUGCAAGUUGUUUGAGGCAGAUUCAAUUGUAGGGCUGGCAACAAAGUUUUGCAAGUUGUCGAGUAACUCAACUGUGCCACUUUCUUCUUCACAAUUGGACCUUUUAAUAUCAACAAAUGCUAGUCCAUUUACCAUUGCUGUUUUAAGGGCAGCAACAAACUGGGGCACAGUUGGGUUAACGUUAGUCCCACAAUGGGCACGGAUUGACCCAAACAAGUGCUCAAUUGGAUCCUGAUUAAGGCUUCUUGUACUCACAUAUGACACUUCCAAUUCCUUCAGUUUUUUCCACAACAACUUCAUUCCUUGUAGUGUUAUGAUCCAUCCACUCAAGCAUAGAGGACGGAAAUAUUUUACACCCUUAACACUAUAACCUACCUCUUCUUGAACUGAUGUAGGGCUACCAGAUUCCACUUUCCACUGCUUCAUUUCAAUUAUAGCUUCAUCCCAAAACUUUAAGUGCAGAGCCUCUCUCUUUUCGAAUCUGGCACCGGAUCCCAUCAGCACCUUGUGGACGAACUGUAGCACCAUUCACGCUAUCAAACAAUUUGUUGCAGAAAUGAACAAAUUGGGCUGUUCCAAGUGCACUUGAAUCCAAUGAACCUACAGAAAAAAAAAAAUAUCCACGACAUGUAUCUUUGGCAAAAAUUUUAAAUGGUACUUCUCAAAUUUACUGGUCAUAAAGUAAAUUUGAAUUCAUUUAAAGGCAUUUCAUUACCAGAGUUGUAAACACCUAUAGGUACUGUACAUCUAUCUUGAUUUGCAUCCUACAUAAAAACAACUUUAGUAGGCCUAUCUGAGAUUGGUCACCUAUCAGCUAGUGUAUAAUUGCCUAUCCUGAAUUCAUGUAGGGCUCAGAUAUACUUAUUUCAUAUGGGGUGUCAUCUGUUGGUUCGUGAUUCUGAUUUUUGUCAGAUGUAAUUAAUGUACUAUACAUACAAGUAUCCCAGCUCCUAUGUGUGUUAGUUUGGGGAAUUUAGUGUAGCCUAUAUAUCAAUGUAAACUUUAAGUACAAUACCAUAGGCUAUUUCUCAUAUAGGUACAAAUUAAAAAAAAAAUCAUGCUCUCUUAAGGAUUAUUUAUUUUAGAAAAAAUUGCAGUUUUAGAAUGCACAGGAGCUUGAGCACAAACUAAUUUUGCCAGCACAUGUCACUUAGUAUAGGCUUUCAAUGAUUAUUACUAAGCUUCAAAAUACUCAUGAAUGGAUCAUUCAUGAGUAUCAAAAUUUGCAACAGUUUUGAGGCAUUUCUAGUGCCAAAAUAUUGUUUUAGGGAAAUAUUGGUCCCAAAAACAUUUUCUGUGCCACUGAGGUUAUAAUAUGUGAUGUGUAAUACAGAUUUUAACAGGUCCUGACAAUUAAAUCGGAUAAAAAAUUUUGUAAAUUUGAAAUAACAUAGCCUAGGCCUAUAACUCAUUCACAAUAAAUGUAACUACAAUAAGUAAUUCGUUUUCAGCCAAUCAAGUAGUAACUUAAAUUAAGUACUGUAACUGUUGAACAAUACACAGUAACAGACUCAGAAUCAUAAAAUGGUUAUCUUUAAAAUGUUACGUUUAUCUUGUAUCAUAUGACUACAGACUUACCACUUGACACAAAGCAGUUGAUUGCUCCUGCAACAGCAUGGCUCAAAAUCUGAGCUGCAAGUGACACUUUCAUGGCUAGUCUUCCUUUGGGUUCCAGGUGAUUAUCUGUCAGCUUGUACAUCAUUCUGAAAAUCCCCUGUGACAGAUCAAUGGUAUAUGCAUCAAGGAUAACCAACCAUGAAGCUUACAGUCCACACUAUUACCCCCAAUGUUCAUCUUCAAUACUACAAUAUGCUUUAAUAACAUAUUUCUUAAGCACUUAAGAAGGUGUAGGGGGGUCAAACAAAGUUAUUAUAAUAGUAUCCUUAAACUGGAAAAAGGCUUCUCUUCUGAUGCACCUAGCAGUCUCAGUGCUCGUGUAUUGUUUGACCCCAUGUCACAGACGGUUGCAACAAUGUUCAAACCAUUUUUCUGACACUCUUCCAGAACAGACUGCAAAAUAUUUACCAGCUUAUCCAAAAUUAAAUUUCCUGUUUUAAAGUACAAAGCUAAUGGUUGUUUCCAAUUCUUGUACAGGCCUUUGGCCAUAAAAACAAAAGCAUGGUUUGCUACUUUACUUGUUCUGCCCAAAUGACCGAGAUCUUCAAAACCCAAAAUACAAUCAUGUCUGCUGCUAUAUUCGAAUGCUGGUGAAGAGACAUCUCAUCAAACAUGAGCACACAUGUUCUGUCAAUUUCUUCCAUGCUCGACACACACUUCUUAAGUGAGUCAAAUAUGUGACCAUUUAUCCCUGAUUCAAACUGAAUUUUGGCCAUCAUGUUAACCAGAGUUUUCUUGCUCGGUAGUGCAAACAUCGAUCUCAAUAAAGAAUAACACUUGGGUGAUCUUUUAUGAAGAGCCAACACCAUAACUUUGUCAGAUAGUUGCCAUCGUCUGCCUUUGGGUCUUUUCUUGCAACAAAAAAUUUGAGAGGCCGGAAAGCUUGCAGAGGAUUCGGACAUGGAUUUGGAAAGGUGAUUAACCAUAGCUACAACAUCACUGCCUGGUGUGCACAGUUUACUCAAACUCACAUUUUGUUCACUACACUUUUUUUUAACCGCCUGACACUAACUGUAUCAAUUUUUUUUUCCUAGGAGUUAUAUCAGUGUCUGGAGAACAUUCCAACAGCUACAUUAUCUUGCUACUGCGCCUUACCUUUGUUUUCCCUGCAUGCCUAGUUUUACUGAUUGCAGGGUUCCCACAGACCUGGAAAGUCAGGGAAAGUCAUUGAAAGUCAGUGAAAAUAAAAUUGGUCAGGGAAAGUCAGGGAAAUAUGUUUUGGAACCCGGUGAGUCAGGGAAAAUUGUGCUGAGAUAGCAGAAAGUCAGUGAAUAUGUCCUGGGUAUGACGUUAAACUGCCCCUCCACAGCUUUCACUUCUUUUAUGCUGUGGAGGCUUCUUUCUUUGUUCAGCUUUUAGUUUUUCUAUUCUCUUUCUUCUUUUUUUUUAUCUUGGAAUAUAAUUUAUAAUUAAUGGCAUUCUUAAUGGGCAGCAAUUUUGUGUAUGUGUGUUGUGUUUAAUAACUUUUUUUCCAGGUUGACUGAAGAUAAUGUGUAAAAACUUUAUCUUAUUUACUUCAGGGUUACUAAUUGUUUCUUUUCCAUUUUUUUCAGUAUCCAGUGAGCUUUUAUAAAUAGUGUAACAUGACCUCAAAAAGAACAGUCUUUAAUGAACUAUGGCUUGACUCUAAGCAGAGUCCUGAGUUUGUGGGAUGGUUAUGUAAAGGUCCAGAUAUUUUUCAUGCUUACUGCAGAGCUUGUAAGAAGUCCUUUGAAUUGGGUAACAUGGGUCGUCAAGCUGUGAUCUCACAUGCUAAAGGAAAGAAGCACACGAACUUAACAAAAUGUGUGAAUUCCCAGACAUCAGUGAAGACCUUUUUUUAUAGUCGUGAAGUGAAUAUAUCAUCCUCCUCAAAUGUAGCGAACACAGAUACAAGUGUUGGAAGUAAAACUACAGACAUUUCAGAAGAGUGUACUAAGUUGGACAGUAGUGACCCUCAAGUCUUCUAUAUUUGAAAUUAAAACUGUAUCCAUACCUGCUUGUUCGGUGUCAGUAGACUCGUUCUGCUUGAAAGAUGAUGUUUUAAGAGCCGAGGUUUAAUGGGCUUUGAAAGUUGUGAAUACCCAAAAUAUGUCAUUGCAUUCAACCGCAGAUUUAGGUGAAAUAUUUCGUUCAAUGUUCCCAGACAGUGGGAUUGCCUCAAAAUUCUCAAUGGGUGAAACUAAAUGUUCUUAUGUUAUUAAUCAUGGACUUGCACCAUAUUUUGAUCAGCUGUUGAAGGAACGUUUAAGUGAAUGCAAAGAUUAUGUUGUUUCCUUUGAUGAAUCUAUAAAUAAAAUAGUUCAGAGAGGACAAAUGGACUUGUUCGUAAGAUAUUUUGAUGUCAAUCGAAAUAAGGUUUGUACACAGUACUAUAAUAGUGUAUUCCUAGGAAAUGCCUCAGCAGAAAACCUUCUCCACAGUUUUACAUCUGGCAUUCAACCUAUGUCACUAAACAAAAUCUUGAGUAUUUCAAUGGAUGGGCCCAACGUAAACUUGAGUUUCCUUAAGAAACUUGAUGAGAAGAUAAGAGAAGAAUCGGAACCAGAUGGCAAGAUUCUUGUGAACACUGGUGUUUGUGGUCUCUAUGUUGUAAAUGGUGCAAUAAGAACAGGACUUAAUUCUGUUGGUUGGGAUGUCCCUACUUUUCUGCGCGAUAUCUAUUUUAUCUUUAAUGAAUCACCUGCGAGGCGUGCAGAUUUCACUUCUGUCACUGGAAGAAAAGAGUUUCCUCGAAAGUACUGUACUACUAGGUGGUUGGAGAAUGUUCCAUUUUUAGAAAGAGCUUUACUUCUGUUUGAUGAUGUUAAGAAAUUUAUCGAAAACACAAAGGCUGUAAAAACCAAGACAUUACUCAAUGUUAGAGACCAAUCUAAAGACAAGUUCAUGAAGUGUAAACUUUCUUUUUUCAAGUCAUUAUCAAAUGACUGUGAACCUUUCCUGAAGAAAUAUCAAACAGCAAGUCCACUCGCUCCAUACUUGUCCUCAGACUUGAAAAACUUGAUUGAAACUUUGAUGCAACGAUUUGUCAAGUCAAACAAGAUGCCUGCUACAGUCAAGAAACUUCUUGCUGUUGAUUUACACUGUGCGGAGAAUUUACGUGAACUCAAAAACAUUGAUCUGGGAUUUCAGACUAAGAAACUUCUUAGAGAGGUGGUUUCAACUGAUCGCGAAGUUCUUGAAUUCAAGAAAGAUUGCCAAAAAAUACUAACAAGAAUGACAGAGAAGAUACGUGAACGGAGUCCCUUAAAAUAUCCAGUAGUUCAGGGGUUGUCCUCAUUGGACCCAAAAAUUAUUCAUAAACAGCCAGAGCAAGGAAAAAUUAGAUUUGAUAUCCUCUUAGAUGUUCUGUAUUCACAUAAUAGAAUAACGGAAACUGUUGCACAAAGAGCAAAGACUCAGUACUCUGGCAUUUGUGAUGCACAGUGUGGUCUACAGAAAAAGUUUUGUGAAUUCCUAGAAGAAAAUAAUGUAGAGUCUUCUCAGUGCUUAGAUGAAUUUUAUUCUUCAAUUUUACUUGAAUACCAAGAACUGUGGGAAGUUGUGAAAUUGUGCCUUAUAUUUUCACAUGGCAAUGCAACAGUUGAGAGUGGUUUUUCGAUCAACAAAAGCUUGUUGGUUGAAAAUCUACAGGAAGAAAGUGUCAUAGCUCAAAGAAAAGUUUAUGAUGGCAUAAAAUAUUACGAGACCAUACACAAGGUCCCGCUAACACAAAAGAUGUUGUCUUAUGUCAGAAAUUCUCGAAGACGGUAUAGUGAGCAUCUAGACAAUGCAAAGCGAAACAAGAAAGAAGAAGGUGGAACCAUACAAAAGCGGCAACUCCAAAAUGAAAUAAAGAAACUAGAAAAAAGAAGAAAGAUUUUAAGGUUAGAAAAACAGCAUGAAGAAGAAACCAUUUCAGCACAGAUUAAUUUGUUACACAAAAAGAUAUUGGACUGAAGCAGCAUAUGAUGGUUAACCAUUGGCAAAUGCAAUAUUUUUGUUUUUAAUUCAAAUAGGUUUUUGUUCUGGGAAAGAUUUGUAAAUUGUAUCACUUGGUAAUAUUAUACUUGUCAUAUGUUUAUUUAAAUUUUAUGGUACUGUUAUCAUGAUAAUGUUAUUUUUUAGUUUGUAUUCUCGUUCAAUAAUCUCAAUUUUUAAAAUGCUUAUACCAACAUUUCUAAUUUUUUUGAGUUCAAAAAUUUAUAAUAAAAAAUUAAAAUAUAUAUAUAUAUUGUUAAACAGGAGCGUGAUGGGCAGCUAUGGGGAUGGUGGAGGCUGUAAAAAAGAGUACAUUAGAUAAAGUGUUGGUAUAAGCAUGUUAAUUAUGGUCAGGGAAUUUUGUAAGAAGUGGUCAGGGAAAGUCAGGGAAAUUGACUUUCAUAUUUCUGUGGGAACCCUGGAUUGUGACUGGUCUUGCAAAAACUUCAUCUGAAUUCACACCACUAAAAAGACUUACAGGUUUAAACUUAGAUUUAGGCCUAGAUGAAACCAUCUCACAUGUGUUCACAUUAAAAACUGGUGAAAUGUUUUCACAGUUUGUUCUUGACUGUGGUGUAAGACUGCUACAGGAACUACAAUUUUGAACUGCAUAGUGGGAGGAUGAGUGAUCACCCACACUUUCACUUAAAUGUACAGCAGAUGCUUCAAUGCAUGAUGAAACACUUGCAGUUCCCAAAAACUUAACAUAUGAGUGGUCACUGGUAACAUUGAACCAGGUGGGGCAAUAGUCACCCACCUGACUGCCUCGGACGUCACAAGACACAAUUAAUACAAGACAAAGGAGAUAAAUAAAUAAAUAAAUAUAGCAGAAAUCUCUUUGUAUAAUCUGAACAACAUCAUUAAUUAGUACAUUCGUUAACACUGAAAAAUACUGAAUACAUCAUUAAUACUGAAAUGGCACAUUCCUAUAAGAAAAGAGUGCUUUACAUAACAUAAAACACGCAAGUAUAACAGAUUGUAAAGUCAACAAUAAUUUAACAUUUAAAAAAAAAAAAAAGACAAAUUAUAAUUACGAGUCGCCCCUGUGUACCUGGUAAGGCGUGGUAACAAUCCAAUAAAAACACGAGAUGAUGAAUCAAAAGGGGCAGAAGGCCUGAAUCAUGCUGCCAAGCAAGUGGCCAGACAUCAGAAUUAAUCAACGCACAUUCGGCCGCAGGGCGAAAGGCGCAAAACAAAUGGGCAUGACGAGCAAAUACGCCUUACCAGACACAGGGGCGACGAGAACCAGCGGGUUGAUUACGAGCACAUACUUUGCGUUAUAAGUUGCGAUAAAUAACGAAGGUUUGCGAAGAAUAUCGCAGGAACCAGCAACGUGAUUACGAACACAUCCUUUUUCGUUAAACUUCGAAUAUUGAUGACGUUGUGGCGGUAUAUAUCGCAAACUUUGAUUACGAGCACACUUUUCAAGUGAUAUUUAUUGCACCGGAGCUACGUUAUAUAUCACGAGCAUUUCAAGUGGUGAUACGAAGCGAAUGUGAGGUAAGUGAUAUAAUUACUCUUAAAAAUAAUGUCCUCCCGUCCUAAAAACGGCAUUAUAAUCGCACAUUAUUGUUUUAAAUAUAGUACGAUGUAAAGCGAUGAAGUUAAACGAAAACAAUUGUUUUAGGUUAGCGUGUGUAUAUUUAACACGCAAACAUUAUUCUUAACAUGCUAUUUCUGUUUAUUAAUUGUACCAUGAAAUCAUUGUUUUCAAUGCAUAGUUUGUGUGGAAUAAUUAUGAAGUGGUUUAAAUACGAUCAAAGUUCUACACAAUGGCCUUUGCUGCCUUUCUGCUAGCUAUCGAACUGGAGGAGAAGGCAGAGAAGAUUGUUAAGAACCCAUCAAAAUCCCUUCGAAUUGCCAGAUUGCACCCUCAUAGCAGUUGGAAAACCUUAGAAAAUGAAGAAACAUGAAGAAACAAGCUAUGCAAUUUAAUAAAUACUUUGUUAUCAAGUUUGUUGCAUUUAUUAAAUAAAUUGUGAAAUGAAAAUAGUGUUCACUCAUUUCCAUGUUACUUUUGAGUAUAACUUGGAUAUUAUAUUAAACACAUGUUAACUUUUUGUUUUCUGGUUUCAGCAGAUGAUCUCAUUGUCCUGAGAGAGUUGGCAGUGGCUUUUUUGAACCAUUGUUUUUUUUUUUGUGUGUAAAAAAUAGAUACAAUGAAUCAUUUAAUGAUAGGUUGUUAUUUAAAGUAAAUCUCAUACAUGGGAAAUUGCUUGUGUGCUGCUUCAUGUUUACAAGUUUAUUAUUUUAAAAUUUUGCAAUUUCAGACUUUGGUUUGGUUUUAAACGAAAAAUAUUUACACAGAGUGUAUUAUUAAAAUCUCAAUUAUUUCCAUGGAUGGUUAUAAUUAAACAAUUAUUAAUAUUAACUAUUAAUAGCCUGUCCAAUAAAAAAAAUCAAUGCACAUGUCUGCAAGGAAUCUUGUAUGCAAAAAAUGAUUUCUUAACACAAUAUUUUCUCAUAAUUGGCAAUUUUAGCACGUGCCUCCAGCAUGCCUUUUAUUUUUUCUUUAAGUUCUUUGAUACAUUUUUAAUAAAAUUGCUUGUUACCAUUUCAGAAGCACAUAUUCCCAAUGCUUCUCAUCAGCUGCCAGCUAUCUUUCUUGAAUGCUGCUCAACUGAUCAUAUAUUUUUUUUAUUAUUUUUAAAUUGUACUAUUGAUCAUUACCAGUAUGAAUUGUAUAGGUUACACUAGGUAUCAUAGAGGCAGAGUUAUAAUAAAGGAGGUGCUAAUAACAAAAUACACAUUCUAUAAAGUAUGCUGAAUAAAAGUAUUAUCAAGGUUUUUCCAGUCAAAGAUUUCACAAUGCUUGUAUAUAAGCAUUCUUUACUUUUUUUGUGUAAACAAGAUAUAACAUGGAAGAAUUUAAUUAGUUUAGCUGACUAUCAAUGCAAGUUCCAGCAGGUAACACUGCUUGUUGUUGCCAGUGAGCCCAUUUGUAUACAGUAUAGACAUUGUUUCAUGUGGACGAAAAUAAAAAAAAUAUUUUUUUUAACUAAUUUUUAUUAUUGUAAAUUUAGAAUCAAUGUAGGUAUGUUUAUUGAGACUGUGACAUUUACAAACAAAUUAAAUGACACACAUUGCAUUUAGCUAGAUAAUUCAGGAACAAAUAUUGACUGAGUAUGAUUCAUCUUGCGAUAAAGUUUGGUACAGCUCCAUUCCUUGCACCUCCCCAGUCAACACUCUGCAUCUUAUGAAUUAUCAUCACUCACUGUUCUUAUCUUUCUAUUUAUCAUCAGAAUAACCAAUAACCAUUAAAUCUGUGCUUAGAUGUGUGUGAAUAUUAAAAUAAGCAAUUUUUAUAAAAGUUUAACCAGAAGCAAUUUUUGAGCUAGUAUUUAGAGAUCAAAUGUUUCUGAAAAUAUGUGAUGAAGCCUUUGAACAGCUUAUUUAACUAUAUUAAGUAAAAUUUAACUUAAAUAAAAGACUCAAUACAGUAAAUUAAUAUAUAACUGAUUGUGACUGAUGGCCAUUAUUACAAAUAUGCAUAAAAAAACUCUUAGGUUUCUUGGCUAUCUUAUGAAAACACAAGGAUUGUAAGAGGUCUUGUUUUAAUAAUGAACCUACCAGGGGUAUAUGCAGGGGCAAGAGGAAUAUAUGCCUCCCCCAAAAUCCUAAAAGAAAAAUCUAUAUUCCCCCCCCCACCCCCCCCCCCCAAAAAAAAAAAGCCAAAAGCAGGCUAAGUGCUUCUAUACCACUUUCCUCCUACCCAUCCCCCUUCCUCCCUCAUAACAAAAUUCUGCAUACACUUCUGAGUAGAACAACUUUAAUUUUUUUUUAUUUUUAAUAUGAACUAUUAACACUUCCAUGUUCAUGCAAGUCAUUUUUUUGUGUUUCAUUUUAAAUGUAGCACACCUCCAAUUUCUCUCUGUCAACUUUCAGGUAUCUUAACUACUUAAUAUUCACCACUCUUAUUUUAAACCCACUACACCAAUCUCAAACAACAAAAUUGGAAGCAUACCAGUAUUGAAAAAAAUAUAUAUUUCAUUUUCAAAUAAAUAUUUGGAAAAGUAUAGGAUAAACAAAAUGCAUGACUACCACAAUAUAAUGUCUACCAAAGGUUGAGGGACAAAACCACCUUCUAGAAUCUACAUCAUUCCCAAUGAUGAUGCUGUACCGAAGAUUUGGAUAAUUCUCUGGUCAAGGCUGCUCAGAAAUAUAACUUGGAUAAUAUUGCCAGCUGUUAUCUUAGCAGCUCUUUUUAUUGCAGCAUAUAUCAUGUUGAUCCAUUACUGAAUUUAAAAAAAAUGGAUUAAAUAAUUGGUAUGCAUGUACAUCAGAAAUUGUUCAAACUGAAUAUUAUUUUACAUAUUAAACCAUCAAUUUCUAAACUUGCUGAGAAAAAGUAAUCUAUUAAUUUAUCUUAAUGGAAAAAGGGGGGGAUAAUUAAAAUUAUUGAAUAUUUCAAGACAGUUUUUAAAAUAAUUGCAGCAUAUUAAUAAUUUACAUACAUGUUGGAUCAUUAACCAACUUGAAUGCCAUCUUGAAAACAAAGUUGUUUACUCAGUACUUACUCAGUACUUACUCUAAUUACUCAGUACUUAGUUUCACUUGUUUAAGUCAUUGGUGAGAAUAAAUUAAACAGCAAUUAAAAAAAAACAUAGCAAUGAACUUUCAUAUCCUCAGAUUAUAAAAAAAAACUGUUCUUACACUGAAAAUUUUCAAGAACUGUUCCAUAAUAACUGUUUAAAAUGUCAAUCUUUUUAAAUUGAACCAUUAUGGACCUAAUUUUAUCCUUAGAAUAUGCAACCCAACACACUGAAGAGUUUAAAACAGACUUAAAUAAAUGAAAAUACAAAAAGUAGCCCAUAUCUUCUCCAUUGUAAUUGAAGGCUGCUGCUUACAUAAAAAUUGUAAAGCAAUAUUCACUAAAGAAAAAAAAAUAAGAAAACUAAUAUUUUGCCAAUGGUCAAUGGUUUUUAAUGUCCCUAAACGUUUGUUAAGCCUCUUUGCCAGUUAAAUCCACAGAUACAUGCAAGCUUCACAUUCAUUAUUUGAAGAAAAAUUGGCUGCAAACACUCUGUGGCUCUUAAUAAACCACACCAUGAUUUCUGUUGGGCAGCAGUAACUUUACCAGUGCCACUCUAAGGCUUAUUUUAACUGAGAACACAAAUAUUCAACACAGUGUCCUCUUUAAAAGCGGCAUGUGCACUCUAAUCCAGAAAACCACAAAUUUAAAUAAUUUACUGUAAUUAAACCUUACUAAGUGUACGAAGGGAGUAAAAAAUGUUUGAGUGACCUAUGAUAUAAAUAUUAGCAAAAUUAUUUUUAUUUACGAAUGGUACUAAUAUCUUGGAAACAUUGUUUCAAAACACUUUUAUAUAAAAUCCACGAAAGCACAUGAGUAUUAAAAUAUAUUUAUAAAAUUUUAACUGAUUAGAUUACAUAAACUAAAAAGCUCACCGCUGGAAAUAUGUUAAAAAGUGUUGUUUUUAUUAGGUAUGCUAAUAACCACUUAAAUAUAUCAUUAACUACAUAUAUGUAUAACUUUGAAGUAUAAGGUUAUGUUUUUACACAAGCACACCAAACUUGACUAAAUAUUUUUUAAAUUCCAUUCUUCAUAUCAUAUCAAUAAUAGGUAAAAUAAAAACAGACACGGGUUCGUGGUAAUUAGUUGUUCCUUUAAUUUUGUAACUUGUAGAGUGGCCUCAUUUUCAUUCUAUUGAAGUUUAAACAUGCUUCUCGUUCGAUGUUUAUGUUUACAUGGCAAGACGCAGUUAGCCACAAUGACGAUGCAAAAUCUUUAACUGCAUUUUUAAUUUAAACUUCUACGAAAAAGGCAGCAAAAUAGCUUUAAAGACUUUAUUUAAGAAAUUAGUGCAUUAAAAAAGUUUAUUUUGUUCCCAGUAACACUAAGUAUUCAUGAUUCAUUUACAUAAUAGUCUGUUCGACGAACAUAUUAAUUGUUCAAUUGUUGCUUGUCCUCUGACGUCAUGGAUGCAUAUUGCAAGGUGGGUCGUAAUCACCAAAUGCGAUACGUGUUUCGUUACCGCGUGAAGAAUAACGCUAGUCGUCGAUGGUGUUCGUAAUCAGCCCGCAGGACCGCUGCCGGCCGACGAACGAGUGAAGCGGCCUGCUAACUCACGGUAAACAAAUGGGCGGGUCGGAGGAGGAGGAGGAAAGAGGGAGGGGAAGGGAAGGAGGGGAGGGUGAGUGAAGGGAGGGGAAGGUAGGGAGGAGGAAUAAGAACGGACUAGAAGAAUGUGGCCAUUCUUCAACCCCCUUUCCUAAAGUGGCCCUGCCUGGACGCGGAGAACAUGAUGAACAGACAUUGUGUGCUUGAAAGAUCGGCGAGGUUCAGCAUAGGAGCAGUAGCUGCCGUCGAUGGAUCGGGCGUGAGGAUCUCGUCCUCGACAUGAUUUGCUGGAACUGCAGAGAAGUCGUGCUCAAGUCCAGAGAAACUCCGACGUGUCGCAUCCUUCUGGCCAGGGAGGGGGGGACUCCAGUCGGAACCGAAGAACGCAGCCGAGGGAGGCUGUCUGAGUUAUAGCCCGAAGACAGUUCCAUCACCAAGAGCUCCGAGACCGCAGGCGGCUCACGGCGGUGCAGGGGCACUCAGCCGGAGCCACUAUAAACAGUCUCAAAAAACACGCAGGAGGAAGAUAACUCAGGCCUCCUCAGGGCAACCAGCCAUCAGGAAUAGAGAAGCAGUGAAGCGAAGAUAUCGUCCCAGGCAGGGAGCCACAAAGAAGAAAAAAAAAGGAGGGGGGGGUUGAUGCAGAUGUCGCCCCGCAGAGACGUCUCCCGGUGAGGUGCUGAUGAUGAUGACAGCGCAUGGCUAGGAUGACCUGAAAGGGGUAAGGGGUAGGGAACCAGACAAGGAAUGCCCAUCAAAAAACAAAAAAACAAAAACAAACAACAACAAUAUAAAUAACUAGCAACACACAAUGAUCCUCGAGGAUCACAAGUAUAACAAUUACAAUAAUAAAAAGAUGUGCACAUCAUGAAUACAAAGCAAAAAUACAGGGUUAGCUCUUACAAAUUAUCCCACAAAAGGCUUAAGAUGUGAUACAUGAGAUUUCCUAAACCUAUUCUUACGUUGCAAAUCCUUUAACAACAAUGUAUUAGGUCCUAAAACCUUAUUAACAAUAAAUGGCCCUUCAUAAGAGGGCAAGAGUUUACAAUUUAUUUUGUUUGACAAGCUUGGGAGAGUAAAUGACUUACACAGUACCUUGCUGCCCACCUGAAAAUCAUGAAUAGUCCUACCCUUAUUGUAAGAGUUCGCGACGGCCUGACAGGCCUUCUCAAGAUUACAAGAGACAGUAUCCAAAACAAGUUCUAACUCCCGAGCGUCCAGACUGGCGUCGACGGGGGGCAGCCCCCACUGGUUUAAUAAGGGAUGAGUGAGUUCUCGACCCAAAAAAGGAAUGGAUGGAGGGCAACCGGAAGCUGAAUGGACAGCGGAAUUCAGUGUCACAUUUAAUCAAUUCCAGAUCUGAAUCCCACAGAGUCUGAUCGGCACGGUAAAAAGAUGUAAGGAUACCCUUGAUUACCUUAUUGACACGUUCAACCUGGUUUCCCUGAGGGAAGUAAGGCGAACUGUAGACAGCUUUGACGGCCCAAUCAAACAGAAAAUCCUUGUACACAGAAGAUUGAAAGUAGGGAGCAUUAUCGGAAACAAUGAUAUGAGGAGGUCCAAAAAACUUAAACACCUGGUUUUUGAGAGCAUUAACAAUGGAAACAGAUUUCAUGUUUUUAAGAGGUAAGAGAAUAACAAAUUUAGAAAAUAUGUCUAAAACAACUAAAAGGCAUACAUUGCCUUUACGUGAGCGAGUUAGGGGCCCAAAGAUGUUGACGUGAAUAACGUGCCAGGGUGCCACAGGAGGAUCAGCUGAAUAAAGUCCCAUUUUAGAAUUAUGAGCUGGUUUCGAAACCUGACAAUCAAAACAAGACCUGACAUAGUCUCUAACAUCAGAAUUAAGCUGAGGCCAAAAGAAAUGAGCUGAGAUUCUUCGCUGAGUUUUAUCAAUACCUAGGUGACCACCUACUAAGGAAGAAUGGAAAUUAGCAAUUACCAUAGGUCUGAGAGAAAGUGGAAUAACGACCUUACGUGCCCUACUGGAGGAUCCAGUAAAAAAAAUAAGACCUUGUUGUCACAUUUUCCUAAUUUGGGAGUGAUAACAUCCGCAAAUUUCUGUCUAAGGCUCCUUUCACACUAUCCGGUUUUUUCGCCGUCUGGGAACUGGACGGCAGCGAAGUACAUUGACGGGAAUGGGAGCUUUCAUACUACGAACCUCCGGCAGUUUCGCCGUCCGGCUGCCUGAUGACUCGCCGGAUUGCCACUACAAUCGUCCGGUCGCCGGACGGCGAAAUAGCCGCAUAACUGCGUAGUAGUUUACUGCGCAGUAUUGGAGCGUUCACACUUUCCGGCAGUUUGCCGUACAGUACAUCCGGCGGUCUUCAGCUCAUGAGAAGUGUUGUUGCAUAGUUGCAUAGAAAUGAGUGAUCUUGACAUCGACGUGGACAAAUUAAUAUGUUUAGUUCACGAAAGGCCUGUUUUGUGGGAUAAAACAAUGGAGAUUUACAAGGACAGAAACCUCACAAGAGAAUCAUGGCGCCAAGUUUGUGUCGAGUUUGUUGGGGAUUUCGACAGUAAAACACCUUCCGAAAAGAAGAGUAUUGGUAAGUUAAUUUCGCCAUUAGUUAAAUUUUAAAGAGAAGUUGGAAAUUAGAAAUAAGUACACAUUCUUGAGAUACGAAACGUAUGUAGCCAACAAUAUGUUUUUAAAGGAUAUCCAAAUUUUAACAAUUAAGUUUUCCCAACAGUUUUACACAUCAUUUCUUAGCACUGUUGUAGGUAGCACAUAAUAAUUAUAGGCUGAUGUUGGUUGCAGUAGAUAUAUUUUGGUUCUUCCGCAAAAUCAAUGUUAACAUUCAGUGGUCGAUGGAAAAUUCUCCAUUUAUUGGUCAGUAUCCCGAAAGAACAUUCCACAUAUCUUCUUGCUCUGCUGAGCCGAUAAUUGAAUACCCUUUUUCUUACAUCAAGAUGAACGCCUCCAAAAGGACGGAUGAGCUUUGUCGACAAAGGAAAAGCUUCAUCUCCCAAAAAGAAGUAAGGUACUUUAGGCGAUUCACUUCCAUACAAAGGUCUUUCAUCUGGCAGUAAAAUCUGACCACUGUCUAAACCUUUCCACAAAGAAGAUUGCUUGAAAAUAGAAGGGUCACUUUCUGAUCCGUAGGAACCAAUGUCGACGUAUGUAAAUCGAUAGUUUGCAUCAGUAACAGCUAGUAUUACUAUAGAAAAGUAACCUUUAUAAUUGAAGUACAUUGACCCACUAUCUUCUGGCUUUAUUACUCUGACAUGCUUCCCGUCUACUGCGCCGAUACAAUGCGGAAAAUUCGCUUUCUUCUCAAAAUCAUUUGCAAUUGCUUCAUAUUUUUCCUUGCAUAGUUUUGGAAUGCAUUGUUCAUGAAGAAUGGUCCAGAUUGCAGAACAAACAUUUCUGACAAUUUUGCUUAUUGUUGAUACUCCCAUUCUAUAUGAAUAAUGUAGGUCCAUGAAAGUGCAUCCACUGGCUAGGUACCUAGAAUUAUAAUUAAUUGUUAAUAAAACAUUACAUUAAGAAACACAAAAAGACAUCAUACAAAUGAUCAUGUCAUAUUUAAAAACAAAAUAACUCUAACAAUGUAAUUUCUCUUUCAGGGCAACAAAUCAUGAAGAAAUGGAACAAUAUAAGAGACUCUUGGAUGAAAACGAAUAGAAAACUCAAAGAAGGCCAAAAAUCUGGUUCAGGUGCUAACAAAAUCAGAAAAUACAUAUAUCAUGACGAAUUGAUGUUUUUGAAAAAAAUAUGUGAACAUCGGCCGAGUGAUUCUAGCUUUGAGGCAGAAGAACGCAAUAUUUCACAGAAGAAUACUGACAACCUCCCAGAUAACAGUACAUCAGAGACAUUUACUGAAGAACAGGGUUAUGAAGAAGCAGACGCAGCAGUGGAACAGCAAAUAAUUCCCACUGAAAAGACAACCACGCAAAAGCGAAGUGAUUCAGGGACUUCUGUAAAUGUAGACACUUCCACGGCUCAAGGUAAUAAGGGACGAAGAAAAAGGAAGCUCGACGAAUUUGAAACACGAAUGCUAAAGGCUGUGGAAGAAACCAUCAGUCCCGAAGACCCUCAUUUAAGCUUUUUUAAAGGACUUUUGCCAUCAAUGAAAAUGUUAACAAAUGAACAAUUCAUUGAUUUCCAGAUGGCAGUGUUACAGGCACUAAAGGCUGUUAGUUACCAAAAUGCUACUAUGACUGUUCUUCCUCCUAGACAAGGCUUGGACAUUCAAGGAGUGCCCAUUUAUCAUAAUUAUACCCAUGUGAGUCCACCUAAUUUUAACCAUUACCCUCACUCGUCCACUCAGUUUUCGCAACCUCAAGCACGCUUUGAACCUAGUGUUAUACAUACGACUCCUCAGCAGCAUACGUCUAAAACAGUCUUGCCAGUACAGACCUCCCAUUCUGUUGAUUCAGCAACUCAAAAUGAGUCGAAGACACCUUCACCUGCUGAUUUGACUUUAACAUGUUUGUCAGAAAUGCAAGAUAUUGAUUUUUAGUGUUACUUCUACCUAAUUAUGCUAUGUCAUAAUACAAACAGAAUUUAAGCAGAAAUAUGCUCUGAUACUUUUUAAAACUAUUAUAUUAAUCUCAAAGUUUUUGAAUUAGAAUUAAAGCGUGUUAAUUUUUUUAUAAUUGUUAAUUUUUCUGUAAUUAUUAGAUUAUUAUUGUUUUGUUUCGGACUAGAUAUUUCUCAUUCAUAUUUACUGAACUAUUUUUAAUUGCUUUAAAUAAUAAUUUUUUCAGAAGUCCUGUUUAUUGCUUAAAAAAUUGUAAUUUUUAUAGAAACAUGUUUUAGGGUUUUCCAUUAUUUUAUUACUUUGCAACAAUACUCACCGGAGUGAUACAGCUAGCAUUUCUAUGGGCUGAAUACAGUUUCUUAGCUUCGUGUUUUGACGCUGCAAAUGAACUUUCAGAAGACCAUGAAGUUCAUCGAAUGUUGUCACUGACAUCCGAAAAAUUAAAAAAUUAAUCUUCAUCUUGUCUCAGUUCUUGAAAUAUACAAAAUGCUCCUUUUUCAUCUCUUCUCACUAACAGAGGAUGUAUCCAAAACCGUCUAUUUCGCUUUUUUUUUACGUCUUUGGACCAAACUUAGCACAGCGCAUAAUUUCUGCCGUCUGUCCAUGGCUGCAACAACUGAUGAAAUACCGGACGAAUAUUGUGUAGUGUGAAAGGGAUGAAAAAAUUUUCCUUGUCCGGCAGUAUUGCCGUCCGGUUCCCGGACGGCAAAAAAACCGUAUAGUGUGAAAGAGGCCUAAGGGCUGAAAGAGCUUGCCCCCGAUCGGAGUGACAGGACCGACUACACUGUAAGACAAUGGAACUGUUAUUCUGAAUUCUCAGAGCUAUUUUACAAGAAGGAGCAAAGGCAAAUGAAAGCUCGCGUCGAUCUAAAUCUAAAACGCAGCGGGUUUUACUCAAAAAAUCAAGGCCGACAAUAAAAUUAGGCGAGACACCGGGGACAACUAUGAAUCUCCAAUCCCACGAGAAAUGCUUGAUCUUGAAAUGUAUGACAACUGAUUUGCACGAGCGUAGGCACUCACCAUUAGCAACACAAAUAUUAGCAUAGUCCUCUGAGGAGACACGGGAAGAAAGAGCUGGAAAGAGACUAAGCAAUUGUUGCAAAAAAGUUUCACUAAUCACUUGAGCGGGAAGCACCAGUAUCCACAAGGGCAGGAAACAACCGAUCGCCGAUGGACACUGACAAGAAAUGCAAAAAUGAAGAAGAGGUUUUUCUUUUAAGACGACAGAGCCGGCCUCUUUUCCGCCCCGUCAUGCGGAGUUUAAAGGGCAAUUGACUCUAUAAUGCCGCAAGGCUUUGCAGGAGAAGCACUGCCGGCUAUUAAUGUCUACACGUGGCUGGGAGCAAUCCUCGGUAAUGUGUCCAAAGACACAACAGUUCGCACACCGAGCGCGUGUAUGGGCGGGCUGAGGAAUGACUGAGGGCUGCUUUUUAUUGCGAGGAGGAGUUAUAUUUCUGGAGCCGCGCCUAGGCGCGCUCAUGAGACGCGCCUCGACCUCGCUGCCCCAUGCACGCAGAGACUUGAAAGUAGUAGGUGGGGAAAGCAUACUACACGAACUGAAAACAUGAGGACCAAAAUUUCCUAAAAUAAGCUGCACGAGCUCAGCUUCAGGAGUGUCAAUCUCUAGCACAGUAGCAAAGGCCAAAACGCUAUCAAUAAAUUGAGACACAGGCUCGUCAGGUCGCUGGAAGCGAAACACUAGAUCACGCUUACAAGCAUCCAUGACGCGAGGAGGGCACACAUCAUGAAGAACAGCUAGUUUGAAGGCUCGCAAGUCCCCCUUUUGAACGAUAAUAUCUGUAAGUUUUGUCACAUAAACACCACAACACUUCGUCAGCAAGGCCUUUAAAAGGGCGUCGGGGGGUACCAGGGCUAACUUGGCAACACGAUCCGCCUCACAGAAAAAUUCUAAGAUGUGUUUGGGAUCGGUACCAUCAAGGGUGGGUAAGGACUUCAGAACAGAAAAGAACAAUUUUUGAGCGAAGGGGUCUGACGAACUUUCACUCACGUCCAGUGUUGACCGCGCCGCACCGUCGCCAGCCGGGAGCUCACCCGAACUGCGCAUGAAUUUAACGAGCUUGGUACGCAUCGCUGCCACGGUGUCCCCAUCUUCCACCUGGAGCUGGUUCUCCUCCAGAUAUCGGAUCAGUUCAUCCCGGUGGAGGCGGUAGAUCCAGGAAACAGUUGAGCCACUCAUGAUGUUCAGAUGUUCAGGAAACACAAGUACUAAGUGAUUAACUGCCUAAGCAGAUUAGCGCAGAGUUGAACCAGGUGGGGCAAUAGUCACCCACCUGACUGCCUCAGACGUCACAAGACACAAUUAAUACAAGACAAAGGAGAUAAAUAAAUAAAUAAAUAUAGCAGAAAUCUAUUUGUAUAAUCUGAACAACAUCAUUAAUUAGUACAUUCGUUAACACUGAAAAAUACUGAAUACAUCAUUAAUACUGAAAUGGCACAUUCCUAUAAGAAAAGAGUGCUUUACAUAACAUAAAACACGCAAGUAUAACAGAUUGUAAAGUCAACAAUAAUUUAACAUUUAAAAAAAAAUAAAAGACAAAUUAUAAUUACGAGUCGCCCCUGUGUACCUGGUAAGGCGUGGUAACAAUCCAAUAAAAACACGAGAUGAUGAAUCAAAAGGGGCAGAAGGCCUGAAUCAUGCUGCCAAGCAAGUGGCCAGACAUCAGAAUUAAUCAACGCACAUUCGGCCGCAGGGCGAAAGGCGCAAAACAAAUGGGCAUGACGAGCAAAUACGUCUUACCAGACACAGGGGCGACGAGAACCAGGACCGCUGCCGGCCGACGAACGAGUGAAGCGGCCUGCUAACUCACGGUAAACAAGUGGGAGGGGGGAAGGGGAGGCAAGGAAGGUUUAGAAGGCCGGAAGCAUCUGGAAGGUCGGAGGAGGAGGAGGAAGGAGGGAGGGGAAGGGGAGAGGAAGGAAAGGAGGGGAGGGCGAGUGAAGGGAGGGGAAGGUAGGGAGGAGGAAUAAGAACGGACUAGAAGAAUGUGGCCAUUCUUCAACAUGGCAUUUGAGGGGUUCGUCUUCUAACAAUUGCACACAAUUUUCUUCAUUUUGUACAGUAGUCUGUUGUAGCUGUACACACGCAUCAUUUAAGGACUGCGGCCAUAUUUCAUUGGAAGAACCUUCAACUUAACCCCUCCACAGACGUCAAUGUACUCUCAUUUGGAGGCAAGAGAGUGGGGACUGCUCCCCGAAUCAGGAAAAGCUUAUGCUCAUCUGUGAAUUGACUGGCAUCAAAAUGAACUUCACCAAUGAAGGCAUGUAAAGCAUUAAGAGUUGUUGGUCCAGAAAAUGUGGUCCAUCUCUGAUAUCUGUAAGAGAAAAUAACAAAGCAUUACAAAUACACGCAUUAUAGGCUUGUCCAAAAUUGGCAUGGUUGAAAUAACAUAGGUUGCACAAUAUAGGCUACUCCUAACUAAAUAAUUAACAAUGUUCGUAAUUAUGCAAAAAAAAAAUGCAAUGGCGAGCGGUGGCGUCCCGCGGGCCUUAGGCCUCUACAGGUCCUCGCAGCUCGCCUUGUAGAACGUUACGUUGCCCGUUUCUAAGUCGUUACAAUUGAGGGUUAGUGUGGGGAGUGGGGACAAGAAAACAGUUUAUCCACUAGGCGGCAGCCCAAUUUAAACUAUAAACUAUAAACAAUUUAGAACCAUGGAUAGAGUCAAAGAUAUGAAAAAGACUUAAUAUAAACAGUAAAUUAAAUACUAGCCUACACUUUUCAACAUCGGUCUUGCCUCGGGGAAACGGAAAAAAUCAUUGCUCUUCUGGUUUUGAACGACAGCAUCUUACUGCACAUUUUUGCCCAUAGGCAUAUCGUCCAGACAUUUUUAUCUUUUCACGUUUUCUUGCUAACCAAAUAUUUUUAAAUGAUUUCUAAUUUACCAGCAGCAAGUUGUUUACCACUAAGCACAACAUGGCGCCAGCAAGUCCAACCAUGCGAGUCAAAUAUAUCCUACUUAUUUUAGCGGAGUAUUUUCAAAGCAAAUUAUUUUUAUUAUAAUACUGAAUAAUUUUAAAAAUUGAUGUAGAAACUUCGUUACAAGUACAAGUAGCUAUGCUAUACUUAUUUGAGUUUUAGUGUGAUAUUGCUUUUAGCGACGUCACCUGUAUCACGGCUAAUGACGAACUAACAAAAAAAAAGCGGCAUCAUAAAAAAAAAACCUGUGCAACAAUUUCCUAUUACAGUUUCCUCCCCAUGUUUUAGACUAACGAUCAAUCUAUACCCAGAGAUUAGAGAAAGUUACAGAUGGAACAUAAAUUAGCUAUGGUGAGUCCGAGUAGGUUUCGCCAUUCAGGUUCCAAUAUGGCGGGUGGUUGUUUUGAAUUUCAGUCAGCUGAUUAUGUUUAGGAUGGCGAAAUGCUGUAAUAAAUAUGAAUUAUGUAGAUUUCUGCUAUUACCGAUCUCAUUAAUGACUUCUGACAGUAAAUGAUAAAAUUAUUAGACUUUGAUAAGGUAUUAUCAAUGCUAAUGUCGGACAGAUCUGUUGUAAUUUGCUGUAGUAAGUACUUGAAGCUGUUACGUCCGUAGGAUAAUGUAGCCUACUGUUAAAUCGUAGUGUUUAUUUUUAACCAAUUAUUCAGGCUGAAUUGAGUUCGUCCACCAGUUCCAUCGGCAUGAAAAUUCAGCUGUGCACCAAAUCAACAUAAACGUUUUAAAGAUAUCUGCAACUCAACCCCCCCCCCCCCCCCUAAUUGGUUUCUACAGUUUCAUUAAUAUUUUACUGCUCCCAUCCUAAGAAAUACCAUUGCUAGUAAUGACUAUUUAAAAAUUACUUGCACUUACCCAUUAAACCAGAAACUUACUUACCCAGUUUGUAACAUAGCCUACAUGUCAUAAAAUUAUGGGCUUUACUGUGUGUAUACAGUAUAACUUACAUGCAGUGCAAGAGGGACUACCGACAAAAAAAGGCCUGGAUUGUUUCAAAAAUAAAGUGAAGUGGCUGUUACAGUACUAUUCUUACAUAUGUUACUGUGUGUGCAGUUAAAAUGUGAGGUCUAAUAACAUAGGCAAACUAUAUGUAGGCUAAUUUCUUAGUAUAUAGGCUGAAUACUUACCUUUAUAUUAGCUUGUUAUCCAAUUUUCAAUACUAACUAGGUAGCAGAUAAUAUUUUCCACGAGCAUCCAAAUUUGAAGUAUAAUUAUUCUUCAAAGCAACAAUGCAAACUACAAGUUGCACUCUGUGCAAAUUGCACAUGCCUUCCAUACCCUUCCUAAACCUACCACAACCCCUCUCACAGUAACCAAUUACUUCUGUGUUACAUUCCACUCCUGUACUUACAGUCCUCACAAGCAUAAAUUGUCUACUCCUCUUCAUUUUCCUUCAAGCCCUCUGAAUCUUUUUGUUAUUGGUCCCUCUCCCAUUAACAAUCCUGUACUUAGCUUGCAGAGCAACAUUUCCCAUCCACCCUAACCAUUCAUCACCAAAUACACCCUGACCAGUCUUCUAUUCUCCUCCUGUCUUUCAAUGUUUUCCAUCUCAGUUUCUUCAUCAUCCUACUUAGUAGGCUUUAAGUUCAUUUACUUUUAUGGAAACCAAUGUUAAUACUUAAAUAAAAUAUUUAAAAAAAAAAAAA
Messenger RNA from Bacillus rossius redtenbacheri, 35146 nucleotides. RefSeq lists its product as uncharacterized. Lineage: Eukaryota; Metazoa; Arthropoda; Insecta; Phasmatodea; Bacillidae. The transcript has 2 exons. The record is from RefSeq and is a predicted model, not a curated record. Bases 17123 to 18970 code for a protein of 615 amino acids.